UCCAUACAAAAGAAAUCCGUCCCUGUAAUUGUCCAAGUCCUAUACAAUAAGGGGUGAGAGAGAGAGAGAGAUGGGUAUAGAGUGUAGACAAGCAUUUUGAGGGUUGGCCUCCCCUUUUCACCCUCUGUGAUUGAUACGUACCUCAAUUCGCUCCGACCCUCUCUCUCUCUCUCUCUCUCUCUCUCUCUACCAUUAGAGCUCCAGUGAAUGCAAUCCUUAUAGAAGAGGAUAUAUACAUAAGGGUAUACCCAGAAGCUAACGAGGCCAUAGCAAUCAGGUUUGAGAGCAUCGAUUGACUUCAUUUUAUUGUAACGCAUUUUGGAUUGGUGAGUUUCUCAUCGGGGGCUUUGGAUUUCUGUAUAUUGUUGAAGUCUUAAUUUCUUGUGCUAUGUAUAUAGACUGAUUUCUGGACCAGCAAUUUCGUGAGUGAGUUGAGAACUAGGGUUUUGUUUGUUAUAUAUAGGGUAAAGGACAUUCGUCUAGGUCUGUUGUUCUCCUUCACUGGCUCAUUGAUUUGGAUUUUUGAGGUUGAGGGAAAGGGUUUCUGUGUCUGCGUCCAUUCCAUCCUUACAUUUGACUUCGAGUGAUUGAAGGUGAAUGGUAUUGGUUUAGUAGUGGUUAUGGGCAUCAAAGUUUGGAGCAUUGGCAUCAUUUGAUGGUUUAAAGAUUUGGGUAUUUGAAUUGACAAGGUGUUUGCUUCGGGGUUUCUCUCCGAUUCUGAAUCCUGGUACUUGAGGUUAUAGGGUAUUGGCCUCUGCGUGCAGUAACUGGUUUAGGAGUGCUUUUAAUCUGUGAGGGUGUGUAAGUGUAGGUGAUUGAGAUAUGAGUCGGAGGGUUCGCAGGAAGGUGGCAAGGAAGGGGAAGGAUAAGGUGGUUUUGCCUAGUUACCCUGAACUUGAGGAUGAGGGUUCAAGUUUGGAUCAAAAAGUCGUAGUGGAUUGGACUAGAUUACCGGACGACACAGUGAUUCAGCUAUUUACAUGUCUGAAUUAUCGCGACCGGGCAAGCUUAUCAUCAACCUGCCGUACGUGGAGGGUUUUAGGUAUUUCUCCUUGUUUGUGGCAAUCCUUGGAUCUUCGUCCUCACAAAUGUGACGCCACCACAACCGCUUCACUUGCCUCUAGGUGUGUGAAUCUUCAAAAGCUCAGAUUUCGUGGAGCCGAAUCUGCUGAUGCAAUAAUUAGUCUUAAGGCUAGGGGCUUGCGGGAAAUUAGCGGCGAUUACUGCAGGAAAAUAUCGGAUGCUACCCUCUCAGUGAUAGCGGCUAGACAUGAGGCACUUGAGAGCCUCCAACUUGGGCCAGAUUUCUGUGAAAGGAUUACCAGCGAUGCCAUCAAAGCAAUAGCUAUUUGUUGUCCUAAACUUAGAAAGCUAAGGCUUUCUGGUAUACGCGACGUUGAUGGGGAAGCUAUUAAUGCUUUGGCUAAGCAUUGUCGGAAUUUGACAGACAUUGGGUUCAUAGACUGUCUUAAUGUUGAUGAGAUAGCAUUAGGAAACGUUCUAUCAGUUCAAUUCCUCUCAGUUGCUGGAACGACUAAUAUGAAGUGGGUUUUGGUAUCACAGCAUUGGGGUAAAUUACCAAACUUGACAGGGCUAGACGUUUCAAGAACUGAUGUGGUUCCCACUGUUUUGAGAUUGCUAUCAUCCUCACGUAGCUUGAAGGUCUUGUGUGCAUUGAACUGCCCAGCACUUGAGGAAGAUUCCAGUUUUUCCAACAAUAAAGGGAAAUCAUUACUUGCCCUGUUUACCGACAUUUUCAAGGGGUUAGCUUCUCUAUUUGUCGAUAUUUCAAAGCAAGAGAGGAAUAUAUUCUCCGAUUGGAGGAAUUUGAAAAAAAAGGAUAAGAACUUGGAUGAGAUCAUGAAUUGGCUUGAAUGGAUCUUAUCUCAUUCACUUCUACGGAUUGCUGAGAGCAAUCCACAGGGUUUGGAUAAUUUUUGGCUUAGCCAAGGUGCAGCGCUGUUGCUAAGUUUGAUGCAGAGCUCACAAGAGGAUGUCCAGGAAAGGGCAGCCACAGGACUCGCAACCUUUGUUGUCAUUGAUGAUGAAAAUGCUAGCAUUGAUGGUGGAAGGGCUGAAGCAGUUAUGAAGGAUGGUGGGAUAUGCCUUCUUCUAAACCUUGCAAGAUCAUGGCGGGAGGGGCUUCAGUCAGAAGCAGCAAAGGCUAUAGCGAACUUGUCUGUGAACGCGAAUGUUGCGAAAGCUGUUGCAGAAGAAGGAGGGAUCAAUAUUCUUGCGAAUUUGGCUCGUUCAAUGAAUAGGUUGGUCGCUGAAGAGGCUGCUGGAGGACUAUGGAAUCUCUCUGUUGGGGAAGAGCAUAAGGGUGCCAUUGCUGAAGCGGGCGGUGUAAAAGCUUUAGUUGAUCUAAUAUUCAAAUGGUCUACUGGUGGUGAUGGAGUGUUGGAACGUGCAGCUGGUGCAUUGGCAAAUUUGGCAGCUGAUGACAAAUGUAGCAUGGAGGUUGCAGUGGUAGGUGGUGUACAUGCUCUGGUGAUGCUAGCUCGGAACUGCAAGUUUGAGGGAGUGCAAGAGCAGGCUGCUCGUGCUUUAGCUAAUUUGGCUGCCCAUGGGGAUAGCAAUAGUAAUAAUGCUGCUGUUGGACGAGAAACAGGUGCCCUUGAAGCACUUGUGCAACUUACAAGGUCUCCCCAUGAAGGUGUCAGGCAAGAAGCUGCUGGUGCAUUAUGGAAUUUGUCAUUUGAUGAUAGAAAUCGAGAGGCAAUUGCAGCAGCUGGUGGAGUUGAAGCCUUGGUUGCUCUUGCACAUUCCUGUUCAAAUGCCUCUCCAGGUCUUCAGGAGAGGGCUGCUGGUGCUUUGUGGGGAUUGUCGGUAUCAGAAGCAAAUAGCAUUGCUAUUGGACGAGAAGGAGGGGUUGCACCUCUGAUUGCACUCUCACGAUCUGAAUGUGAAGAUGUCCAUGAAACAGCAGCUGGAGCUCUUUGGAAUCUGGCUUUCAACCCUGGUAAUGCUUUUCGUAUAGUGGAGGAAGGGGGAGUUCCAGCCCUUGUUCAUCUUUGUUCUUUGUCAGCGUCUAAAAUGGCACGCUUCAUGGCUGCAUUGGCAUUGGCUUACAUGUUUGAUGGAAGAAUGGAUGAAUUCGCACUGAUAGGUACUUCAUCAGAAAGCACAUCCAAAAGUGUAAGCUUAGAUGGGGCUAGGAGGAUGGCCUUGAAGCGCAUUGAAGCUUUUGUCCUUACAUUUUCUGAUCCACAAACAUUUGCUGCUGCUGCUGCGUCAUCAGCCCCCGCUUCAUUGUCCCAAGUAACAGAAUCGGCUCGUAUUCCUGAGGCAGGUCAUCUGAGAUGCAGUGGAGCUGAGAUUGGAAGAUUUGUUACCAUGCUACGAAACCCAUCUUCCAUACUCAAGGCAUGUGCUGCAUUUGCCCUUCUCCAGUUCACUAUCCCGGGUGGGCGGCAUGCAGUGCACCAUGUGACCCUUAUGCAGAAUGCUGGAGCACCGAGGGUUCUUCGUGCUGCAGCUGCAGCAGCAAAUGCCCCACUUGAAGCCAAAAUCUUUGCAAAAAUUGUACUUCGCAAUCUAGAGCACCACCAGACAGAGCUUAAUUCUAAAGAAUAGUUGAGCAAUUGCAAAUAACUCUCUCAACCAGACUUUGUCAAAAUGGAGACGUUUGAGCUGCAGUUAGAUUCCAUUGGUUGGACAGUGCUUUGAAGCCCUGUAGGAAUGUGUCAUUGUGUAACCGCAUUCCGAAGAACCAAACAAUGCCUAUGGGUAGUUCUGCCCAAUUCUUGUAACCCUGCAUAGGUUUGUGUGUGAUUUUUCCUUAUCUAUUUUCAUAAUCUGUUUGAUCAUAAAAAUGACAAAAGCGAUGUUGGUGAGUGAGUCAAAAGACUAGCAUCUCGCCAGUUUUGUGUUUUUGUAUUUAUUUUGACAGUACCUUCUGUAUAAUAGUAUAUGUAGAGAUGUUUUCGAGACUUUACAAGGCUUUUGACUCAGUUUGGCAA
Messenger RNA from Rhododendron vialii, 3962 nucleotides. Its product is annotated as protein ARABIDILLO 1-like. The record is from RefSeq and is a predicted model, not a curated record. NCBI's taxonomy places the organism in Eukaryota, Viridiplantae, Streptophyta, Magnoliopsida, Ericales, Ericaceae. The coding region runs from base 823 to 3576 and encodes 917 amino acids. The transcript is spliced from 12 exons. Gene Ontology annotation, molecular function: protein binding.